AUGGAAAUGUAUCCUCUCCUCCAGAUUCCUUCUCAAAGCACCCAAUGCCUCCAGCUUUUUCAUAUAUCAAAUCCAAGUCCAAGCAAUAUUUUCACGAGUCCAGUUGGUUGUUCCAUUUCAUUUGUUUCAGUUUCCACUGGGAAAAAGUCUGAUGAUGUUAGAGAGAUUAUUGACUUCUCUAAAGAAGUAGCAAAAGCAAUUAAACAAUUAGAUUCCUACAUUUUGGCUUACAGAAACAUUAUAAAGAGAGACAACAACAUGGGAAAAGCCUCGAAUAACUUCUCCUUUCUGAAUCUACUUUUUUCCAUUAUUUUCAUUGCUAAACGUUUGGACUUGUUCAUCAGAAAAGCAGAAGCUGGAGCUAUAGGAGUGAACUAUGGAAUGCUAGGGAACAAUCUACCACCGCCAAACGACGUCGUUGCACUCCUAAAAUCUAAAAACAUCACAAAAGCUCGCCUAUUCAAUCCCAAUAUAGAAGCCCUCCAAGCUUUACAAAACUCCAGCAUUGAAGUAAUCCUCGGAACCCUAAACCAAGAUCUCCAACCACUCUCCACCAGCACAUCAUUCGCCUGGAAUUGGGUUCAAACCAAUGUACUCCCACUCGCCAAAACUGUCCAAUUCCGAUGCAUAUCGGCCGGAAAUGAAGUCAUCCCUAGCGACAUGCAAAACUACGUACUACCAGCCAUGCAAAACCUAAAAACAGCACUGGACCAAGCCCUAGCCGCCGGCUUACUAUUCAGGCGAAUCCCGGUGACCACGGCGGUAGCGACUUCAAUGCUCGGAGUAUCUUAUCCUCCUUCCAUGGGACAAUUCUCCGAUGAAGCGGCAUCCGUGAUGGGACCAAUCGCCAUUUUCUUGGCCACAACACAAAGCCCUCUUUUGCUCAACGUCUACCCUUACUUUGCAUACGUGAGCAAUCCAGUUAAUAUCUCUUUGCCCUAUGCCUUGUUCACAUCUAGUACAGUUGUGGUGAGAGACGGAGCUCACGAGUACAGAAACCUGUUCGAUGCCAUGGUUGACGCCACAUAUUCAGCGCUGGAGAGGAGCGGUGGGGGCGGCGAAUCUGUUGAGAUUGUUGCCUCGGAGAGCGGUUGGCCGUCCGGAGGGAAUGCUGGCGAUGUGUAUGCAACCAUUGCGAAUGCGGAGACUUAUAACAACAAUCUGAUUAGUCAUGUUACUGGGGACACUGGGACGCCCAAGAGGCCCGGCAAGAGUAUUGAGACUUAUGUUUUUGCUAUGUUUAAUGAGAAUCUUAAGCCUGGAGGGACUGAGCAGAACUUUGGGCUGUUUUAUCCGAACCAGAUGGAGGUUUACCCUGUUAAUUUCAUUUAA
Humulus lupulus (European hop) is the source of this 1332-nucleotide messenger RNA. RefSeq names its product putative glucan endo-1,3-beta-glucosidase GVI. Gene Ontology annotation, biological process: carbohydrate metabolic process. The record is from RefSeq and is a predicted model, not a curated record. Bases 1 to 1332 code for a protein of 443 amino acids. Gene Ontology annotation, cellular component: plasma membrane. NCBI's taxonomy places the organism in Eukaryota, Viridiplantae, Streptophyta, Magnoliopsida, Rosales, Cannabaceae. Gene Ontology annotation, molecular function: hydrolase activity, hydrolyzing O-glycosyl compounds. The transcript is spliced from 3 exons.